This is a messenger RNA of Cheilinus undulatus (humphead wrasse), 1316 nucleotides long. It is a transcript of the gene brcc3, whose product is annotated as BRCA1/BRCA2-containing complex, subunit 3. The record is from RefSeq and is a predicted model, not a curated record. Gene Ontology annotation, molecular function: polyubiquitin modification-dependent protein binding; metallopeptidase activity; cysteine-type deubiquitinase activity. NCBI's taxonomy places the organism in Eukaryota, Metazoa, Chordata, Actinopteri, Labriformes, Labridae. The coding region runs from base 101 to 883 and encodes 260 amino acids. The transcript is spliced from 2 exons. Gene Ontology annotation, biological process: double-strand break repair. Gene Ontology annotation, cellular component: BRISC complex; BRCA1-A complex.
AUGUUUUAGUGAAGCACCUAAAACGCGGAAGUAAAGCGCCGCUGUUGUGUUUAUGUUUUCGUUCUACCACUUUUCGAGUAAUAGACUAAACUAGAAGAGUAUGGCGGUGAGCGCGGUUCACCUGGAGUCAGACGCCUUCCUGGUGUGCAUGAAUCACGCCCUGAGCACAGAGAAAGAGGAGGUAAUGGGUCUGUGUAUUGGAGAGGUGGAGGUAACCCGCAUCGUCCACAUCCACUCAGUCAUCAUCCUCCGCCGCUCGGACAAGAGGAAGGACCGGGUGGAGAUCUCUCCGGAGCAGCUGUCUGCGGCUUCGACAGAAGCGGAGAGGCUGGCAGACAUCACCGGCAGACCGAUGCGGGUGGUGGGCUGGUACCACUCCCACCCACACAUCACCGUUUGGCCCUCACAUGUUGACGUGAGGACCCAGGCCAUGUACCAGAUGCUCGACCAGUGCUUCGUGGGCCUUAUCUUUUCCUGCUUCAUCGAGGAUAAAAACACCAAAACAGGCCGGGUCCUAUACACCUGUUUCCAGUCCGCGCAGGCGCAGAAAGGCUCCGAGUACGAGCGAGUGGAGAUCCCAAUUCACGUCGUACCUCGUGAAGCCAUAGGUAAAGUGUGCCUGGAGUCCGCUGUUGAGCUUCCUCGGAUCCUGUGCCAGGAGGAGCAGGACACCUACCGUAAAAUCCACAGCCUGGCACACCUGGACCCUGUGACAAAGAUCCACAACGGCUCGGUGUUCACUAAGAACCUGUGCAGCCAGAUGUCUGCAGUGAGUGGUCCGCUGCUGCAGUGGCUCGAGGACCGACUUGAGCAGAACAAGCAGAGCAUCGUAGAGCUGCAGCGGGAGAAGGAGAGGCUGCUGCAGGAGCUGGCUGCUCUGUGAGCCCGAGGACACAGACUAUUGACAGACUGCUGAAAAAGACCACCUGUUUUGAAAUGACAACUCUUAGAACUGUUCAAAGCCUGAUGUAUCAGUGUUUGAUACAGUAUAUUAUACAUUAUAAUCUCUGUUCUUGUUGAAGCUAUUCCAGAAAUCACAGCUGAAUGUAAUAUAAGUGCACAAAGUUUUAUACAGCAUUGUGUGAAAAGAUGAGCAUUACUCCUGCAAUAAAUCUGCCAAACUUUGUUAUUGAAUCAUUUCAUCAAGAUGUUGAUUAAUCCACUCUUCAUAACAGUUUUGAGCAGCUACAUUCAAUUUUAUCUUUUGUUGUUUUAAUUAAAAUAAGUUCCUAUAUUGUGCUCUUAAGUAUCAAAAACCAUCAAAUCAGUCACAUUACUGUGUUUACUGUACUACAGUGCCUGUAAGUAUUCACCUC